Messenger RNA from Durotheca rogersii, 1332 nucleotides. RefSeq names its product casein kinase I. Gene Ontology annotation, molecular function: protein serine/threonine kinase activity; ATP binding. The coding region runs from base 1 to 1332 and encodes 443 amino acids. Lineage: Eukaryota; Fungi; Ascomycota; Sordariomycetes; Xylariales; Xylariaceae. The transcript has 4 exons. Gene Ontology annotation, cellular component: nucleus; cytoplasm. The record is from RefSeq and is a predicted model, not a curated record. Gene Ontology annotation, biological process: peptidyl-serine phosphorylation; signal transduction; endocytosis.
AUGGCCUCUUCCUCGUCGAACGUUGUUGGUGUGCACUACAGGGUAGGGAAGAAGAUUGGCGAGGGCUCAUUUGGCGUCAUUUUCGAGGGCACCAAUCUUUUGAAUAACCAGCAGGUAGCCAUCAAAUUUGAACCUCGGAAGAGCGAUGCGCCGCAAUUGCGAGACGAGUAUCGUACAUACAAGAUCCUUGUCGGCUGCCCUGGUAUUCCAAAUGUGUAUUAUUUCGGCCAGGAGGGCUUGCACAACAUACUGGUUAUAGAUCUACUGGGCCCCUCGCUAGAAGAUCUUUUCGAUCAUUGCAACCGCAGAUUUUCCAUCAAGACGGUGGUGAUGGUGGCGAAGCAGAUGCUUUCCCGUGUACAAACGAUCCACGAAAAAAACCUCAUAUAUCGAGACAUUAAACCCGAUAAUUUCCUAAUCGGUCGACCGGGCACCAAAGCAGCCAAUGUCAUUCAUGUAGUCGAUUUCGGCAUGGCGAAACAGUAUCGUGACCCCAAGACGAAGCAGCAUAUCCCAUACCGAGAGAGAAAGUCGUUGUCCGGGACCGCCCGCUACAUGAGCAUCAACACGCACCUUGGCCGUGAACAAUCACGUCGGGAUGAUCUUGAAGCCCUCGGUCACGUGUUCAUGUAUUUCCUACGGGGGGGACUGCCAUGGCAAGGCUUGAAGGCUGCAACAAACAAGCAAAAAUAUGAGAAGAUUGGCGAGAAGAAGCAAACGACGCCUAUCAAGGACCUCUGUGAAGGUUUCCCUGAGGAGUUUAGCAAGUACCUAACUUAUGUGAGGAAUCUUGGCUUCGAGGACACUCCCGACUAUGACUACUUGCGGGAACUCUUUACCCAGGCUUUGAAGAAUACCGGAGAAGUGGAGGAUGGUGAAUACGACUGGAUGAAGGUCAAUAAAGAGUCUUCGAAGGGCUGGGAUGCCAUGGCUAAGCCUGGACCGUAUCACAAUCCAAACAAGCAACCAGGCAUAUCUGCGCGAGAACUGCACAACCAAUCCCGCACGAACACCCCUGGUGGCCUAACUCACGAGCGUUUAAACGCCGCGCAGCCCCCACCUCCGUCUCCAGCGAGGCAGACGGACAAGCGCCGGCCAAACGCCCCCGGCGCCUUGACAGCGCAGCGAGGUAGCGCGGUGGGGGGUCUCCGGGAUAUGGCCACUCCAACCCCGUCGACUCAAGCUCAAUUCCAGAACAGCAAUCAAAACCUGCAAACGAGGAUGCCACCACAGCCUGUCCUCGGCGCGCCAGCCGCUGCUGGUAAUGCGAGAUCGGAACCUCCCCCAACGGGCUUCCAAAAAUUCAUGAAGGUUCUCUGCUGUGGUGAGUGA